ACCAUUUUGCGUCGGUAGUGUAGCCCGAACCAUAAGCGGUUAUACGUUUUUUUUUUUCAUUUGGAGUGCGGAAGAAACGCGUUUUUUUCUUUAUUUUUUACGGUUUAAACCUGCGCGUUGGUAUGGCGAUCGCGAGGAUUCUGUAUUCAGUUUUAUGAACCUGAUCGACACUGAUCACAUCGAAAAGGGGUUGAAUUUUUUAUAUGAAUAAGAAAAGAGAAAGGGCGGAAUGAAAAAGAGAAACACAGAGCAAGACAUUCAUAGACUGGAACAUAUAAGAAAACUUAAAGACUAAACAUUCUGUACAAGCAAUUGAAUAUGAAGCCUUUUAAAAAACAAGGCAGACGGUCACCUCCAUCAACACGAGCCAAAGGGAGUAAGAGAAGGGGGCUGAUUGAUGCAAGCCCAGAAGAGGAGAAGAGAGACACAGAGGAAAAAGCCAGGCUCUCACCAUCUUCUCCCAAAAGACUGAUAUCAUCAAAUUCAGACUCAUCACAGGAUGAGCUAGUUAAAUCCAUUAGAACCCCAGAAGGAGAGGGAAAAAGAGAAGGAAUACUGGAUGUAUCUGAGGAUUAUGGGAAGGCAAAGGAUUCUCUGAGCUUCAAGUCAGGUGGAACACAAAGUGACAGUAAUAGCCCCAAUCCCUCAUCCAACCGCAAGACAGCCACCUUUAAGGCCCGUGUGCCGAAGAAAAAGUAUACCUCUGAGCACUAUGCUGGAAACCAUGGCAAUGAUGGUAAUUCCAGUACUCCCCCCCAGAGUAACAGCAGCACACCUCACAAUUCCUCCAGUGCUAGUCAGGGUAGCACUACUGGAGCUGAAUACACAGAGACAGUCAGUCAGAGCAACCAGGUACCUGUGGCCAGCACCUCAGGGGUCAUACAGAACAGCAUGGCAGCACAGUCAAACAGAAUGGGAAAUGAGAAUAGUGAGAGAGAAAAGAUAAAUACAUCAAGUCCUCAGCGAUGCUCCUCCACAGACACAGCCAGUGAGCACUCAGCUGACCUUGAGGUGACGACACAGCAAUCUGGAUCCCACUCCAGCAUUCAGGGAGGACAAUCUCAACUUAGUUCUUCACCUCUACAGGAAAAUUUGCCAGCAGGACUAUCACAAACACUUGCUAAGGGUUUAAAGAAUCAGCGGGUCCUGGCCAGAGUGAGCACAAGAAGAGGGGACAGGUGGGCUCCUGAUAGAGGACGAGAGUCGUCGGGAGUUUUCCGUGCUGGUGUUGUGCGGGAUGUCAGUGGAGAGCACGGAACUGUGGAUGUGCAGUUACAUGGAGAGGAAACAACAAUCAAAUACCCAUUUCAAGUAGCUGUUGAUAUGGUGGACAUGAUAUUAGAUGCACCCCCUCCGGGAAAUGCAUCUGUGCCCAUAGGGACACGUGUGUGUGUACCAUUUGGAGGUAGCAGUGAAAGCAGUGAGGGGGCACAUCAUUGGUACAGAGAAGGCCUGAUUACCCAGGUGGACUCUCACCCUGCUGUUUCCUUUCCUUAUCGUGUCCAACUCCAAGAAGAUCCAUCAGAUGAAAAGGAUAGAACUGGAACAGAGGAGGAUUGGCGGGAUAAGCCUGCUCAAGCAGUGUGGGUCUCACGACAGAGUCUUCGCCUUCUGGUUCCUCCAUGGGACCUGGAGCUGCCGCAAUCUACUGAGCAAGGGAAGAAUGGUCGAAUAGUGGGGGAAAGAGAGAAGGAUUGGGAGGAUAAAGAGGAGAUGGAAGUGGAAUCUGAAUUGUGUCGAUUCAGCACGGUGCCUAGGGUAACAAGGCCAAUUUUAGUUACUGGACUGUUACACCCUGAAACAUCUUCAUUACCACUCUCUUCAUCUUGUUCACUUAGCACUGCCAUCACUUCUGUACUCAGCAUAGCUCCAGACAGAGCUUGGGAUUGCAGCCAACAAAAAGAUCUGGAAAAAGAGAGGGAGUUACAAAGGCAAUCUGAAAAUGAACGAGAAAGGGAAAGGAUUACUUUACAAGCACCAGCCCCAGAAGAGGACAUGGAGGUCAGCCAUUUUAGCAUGGUUCCACUCAGGGAGGGUGGCCUCACAUUAGCUAUGGCCACCAAACCUCCGGUGUGCCCUCAGCAUCGACCUAUUCUCUCUAAGCCUGACUACCUCAGCCCUCAUCUGUCAGUGGUGAGAGGCAUAGGCACACCAUUAGCACCCCACUUAUCCCUUGGCCCCUCCUCUGUACUGCUGGGAAUGGAUGCAACUGCAGGUACCGCAGUCAUCUCUUCUACCCCACAGUUGCCUCCACUUCCUCCAUCCUCUUCACGCAGCUCCCUGGAGAAAACCUCCACUUCCAGCUCCCAUGGUACAUCAGGGGGAGGCUCCAGCUCGUCUUCUUCAUCACGUUCCCGUACACCCCUCACAGCUGCUCAGCAGAAGUACAAGAAAGGGGAUGUAGUAUGCACUCCCACAGGAAUCCGGAAAAAGUUUAAUGGGAAACAGUGGCGGCGACUGUGUUCUCGUGAGGGCUGCUCUAAGGAGUCUCAAAGGCGUGGCUACUGCUCCCGUCAUCUGUCUAUGCGUACUAAAGAGAUGGAGGCAGGAGGCGGUUUGGGCAGAGACAGAAGUGGUGCCAGUAGUACAGGCACCCUCACACCUGAUCUCCGCUUAGGAGGUCGUACCAGCAGUGAGAUUGAUUGGGAUGAGACAUCACAUGACAGUAGCGAAACCAGCAGUCGUGGUGGAGACUCACGACCUCGUUUAAUUUUGCCUUCCCUUCUACCACAAGAACUGCCACGUGAUUUGUCACGGUUUGACUUUGAUGAGUGUGAGGCAGCAAACAUGUUGGUGUCUCUGGGUAGCUCACGCUCAGGCACUCCCUCUUUCUCCCCUGUGUCCAAUCAGUCACCCUUCUCUCCUGCCCCAUCUCCUUCACCAUCUCCACUCUUUGGUUUUCGCCCAGCCAAUUUCAGUCCCAUUACUGCACCUUCUUCUCUCACCCCUCGCCGUCCACGACAUCUCAGUGGUACCAAGCUGGGUACUCCAAGUUCAGAGCGGGAUCGCCACCUAUCUGGCAUUAUGCCCACUUUUCAGACCAACCUGACCUUUACUGUGCCUAUGAGUCCCAGCAAGCGUAAGUUGGAUGCUCUCCCACCCCCAAUUCCAAUUGCAUCUGAUUAUACUAAGUCUGAUCCCCAAUUAAGCGACUUGCCAUUGGGUCUCAAUCCUGCAGCCUUCAGAGCAGUUUCACCUCAAAGCCAGUCAAACACACCCUCUUCUCUUUCUUUUACUCGACCAAGGAGCACAACCAGUCGUCCCUCAUCUUCUGCUGCCUCCACUCCUCCACCUAUGUUGGUUUCUCCUACACCUCCCUCACCACUGCCUCAGGACCCCAGCUCACGCCGCAUUGUACCCUUGCGUGAUUCUCCUGUAAUUGUUCGCAAUCCUGAUGUGCCACUGGAAAAAUUCAGUGAUGGUCCCUUGAGCAGAAGAGCAGGUUCUCGCUCAAGAGAGCAUAGUCAAACAUCUCAUCUUGCUGUAGGUCUUCAGGCUCCUAUUCCCAUUAACAGAGCCACAAAUGGUACAGUACUGCUCCGGAAUUCUGCCCCCACCUUGGUGCUGGUAACCUCUGCCCAAUCACUAACUACUGCAGCAACUGGUCAUCAGACCUACUCAAGCCAGGGCCCUAGCUGUGUUUCAUCUUCCAGUAUAACCUCUGGACCCACAGGUUCAGGCUCUGGAGGGAGAGAGCAAGACAGAAAGUCAAGUGAUCAUCCAGACAUACAAGGAGGGAUUUUACCACAACCUGUGGCCUGCCAUCCAAGUCCCACUGCUCUACUGCCUCUCAUUUUACCAGCAGAAUCUCCGCAUCCUGCCCCUCGGAAAGAUAUUAUAAUGGGACGACCUGGCACCGUUUGGACUAAUGUCGAGCCUCGCUCAUUACAAGUGUUUCCCUGGCAUUCAUUGGUUCCUUUCCUGGAGACCAGCCAAUCAAAUUCAUCUAAUCAUCCUACAGAUGGUCAAACACAGAGCAAAGAGCCACAAUGUGGAGUAAAUAUAAUGACUGAUGACCAAUCAGUUGCUGAAAGACCAUCGCCGUCUUGCCCACCACCCUCUGGAGGUGAUCCCCCAGCAGAGAGAGGAGAAGGAGAUAGUGAGACAGAGAGUGAUGCUGAUGAUCUCUUUUACUCAGGUGGAGGCCAAGAUCCUGCCCUAUUGACUUGUCCAGUGAAGAGACGGACUCAAUCACUGAGCGCUUUGCCCAAAGACAAUGACAAAAAGAAAGAGAAAGACCAUAUACGGCGACCAAUGAAUGCGUUUAUGAUCUUCAGCAAGCGUCACCGUGCUCUGGUGCACCAGAGGCACCCAAACCAGGACAAUCGCACAGUUAGCAAGAUCCUGGGUGAGUGGUGGUAUGCUCUCGGUGCCAAGGAGAAGCAGAAGUAUCACGACCUUGCCUUUCAGGUUAAGGAGGCUCAUUUCAGGGCGCAUCCUGACUGGAAAUGGUGUAAUAAGGACAGGAGAAAGUCUUUGUCUGAGGGAAGAGGCACUCCAGGGGCUAAAGAAACCAGAGAAAGAAGUGCUUCUGAAAGCACAGAGACCCAGUCAAGUUCUCAGCAUGGUGAGAACAAGGGAGCCGGGCCUAGCUGGGUGUCACCAGAAACUGAGCACUGGGGAGGGCCACUGGGAGGCCAACUUUCACGACCUCGUGCUUUGUCCCAGAGUGCAGUGCAUAGCCCGGAAAGAAGUGAGGGAGAAAAGAAUAUAGUAAAGAAUGGAAUAAGUUCAUUUCAGAUUUGCCCCCUUCCUACCUCACAGCAUGGAACUAGCGAGGAUGUAACUAGUGAUGAAGAACCGAUGGUCAUCUGUGAAGAAGAAGGAGAUGAUGAUGUCAUAGGUGAUUCAUUUCCAGAGGGUUCGAUAGAUCUAAAGUGCAAAGAAAGAGUGACAGAUAGUGAUGAAGAAAAUGACCCUGAAGAUGAAACGGAUGGCAAGCGAUUGCUUCUCUUGGGCUCUUCUCCUGCAGGCAAAUCACCAAACAAAAAGGCAGAAUGCAAAGAAAAGAGAGCAGAAAAUAAGAUAAAGCAGGAGGCAGAGGCUGGUGAACUGUGCGAAGACGUAAAAGAUGGAAAUGAAAAAGGCAGAGAAAUGGGAGCUUGUGGAGCAGGCCUGGUCCCAAAAAGUUUUGGCCUGAAUGGCACUCUGUCAUCUGCUUCCACAAUAGUGUCAAAUGUGGUUAGACCUGUAACGAGUGCCCCCAUUGCAGUAGCCAGUAAGCCUGCUGAAAGGGAAAUGCCUGUUGGGGUGGCAUCCUCUGAUGGGAAGCACAAGCAUCUGAUUGGUGGGGGAGGAGGAGCACCAGGAAAUGGAGCCAUUGCAGGGGGUGGGUACUUUUCUGCCUCCUCUCCCAAGCCUGUUGGGCAAGGAGGUUUAGUCACAGGUUUAGUACUUGGAGGAGCAUUCCCAAACCCACCAACUGUUCAGCUUAUAACCCCACCCCAAACCUUGCCAGGCCCCAACAGUAGUAAUGGAGCACCUAACAACAGUGCCGUGCCUCUUUCUAUGCUCCAGCCUCAGUUCCUCCCAGCAGCUUCACUUACUUCGCCUUCCAAUGGCAAGCAAGUCACCCAGGUGCAGUACAUUCUUCCAACACUACCAGCCUCAGCCUCUCUAAACAGCUCAUCUCUGCAGCAAACCCACCAUUCAGCUGGUGUUCUUGCCUUGCCUACUGCCCUGCCAGCACAUUUAUCCUUGCCUAAUGGAUUGCAUGCAGGGGCUGGGCCAGGGAUGAGAUAUGCAUCAGUGCCAACAUUAGGAGGGGUCAGCCCAGGAGGAAGAGCACGAUCUCCAGUCUUACAAAACAAGAUGCUUGUUCCCAUGACAACAGUAAGACCGGGAUCAACACCACCACAGCCCAUUUCCCUGGUGGCCCAGCCCCUUCCUGUACCAAAUGGGGUGCAACCUGGAAGUAAGCUCAUUCAGAUUGCCCCAAUGCCAGUGGUCCAAACUAAUGUCCAGCCUGCACGAACCGUACAUACUGCUGCAUCCUUUCCGGUCUCUAUGGCAACAGCAACUGUCAUGGCCUCAGGUGGCACAUCUCCUCAGACAGUAUUAUUGACUCCAUCUGCUACUAGGAUUACAUAUGUUCAGUCAACCACUGGUGUUGCUACGCCUUUGUCACUGGGGUCCACAUCAGCAGUCUCCACCCCUCAACGAACAGCGCCUCCACACACACAAGCAUUUUUGCCUUCUGCCAUGGCUACACUGGGCUUCACUGCCAUUGCGCCUGCUGGUCCUACACUGGUACAUCCAAUAGUGGCAGGCCAGCCUCCACUCCUGGCUCAGGUUCCAUCCACCAGCUGUUUGCCCCAGUCCUCAGCCUCAGAGUCCAAUCGACAGCUAGUGACCACCCUUUACCCUGGCCCGAGUGUCACCCUGGCGACAGGAGUGGUUUCCAUGACAACCACAUCUCCAAGCGUGACUAGUACCAUGUCAGUUCUGACAUCCCCCUCAUCACCUCAUAUGAAGACUUCUAUAGCAUCAAACACACACUUGCAUUCUCAGACCUACACAGACUCAUCACCCCAAGUCACUUUGAAGAUGGAACGACUGAAAAGGUCAGAGGCAGAUACAAGCAGAGAAGCAGCGUUGUCAAACACAUCAGGUCAGAAGGAAGAAUUAGGACGAAUGGCUAGUCCAAACCCACACCUGUAUUCAGGAAGUAGGGCGGGAUCCCCAAAAUUGCUGCCGAGUCCUCAGAUCAAAGUUGAGAAUCCUCCAUCGAGACAAGAAGGGGAAGAACAAGAUGGAACAAGGCACAGCAGAAUGGAGCAUGAUGACAGUGAAGGAAUGGGGUCUACUUGGAUAGAGAAUGCAGUGAGAGAGAGGGGCACAGAAGGAGCUGCCAAAAGCCCAUUAACUAUUAAUAAGGAGGAACCUGGCAGAGAGGCUGGACAAAAAGAGAUGUGUGCUGUGGACCUGCCUCCGCCACCAAUGCAAACCGACACUCCAGCACUCAAGAAGAACAAAUCCCGCCCCCCGCCACUCAAAAGCACCACCACCUCUGUGGAGAAAGUAAUGUCAGACACAUAUUUUGAGGAGCGCCUAGCUGAGUUGCCAGAGUUUAAGCCAGAUGGGGCACUGCCCUCCCCCAACUUGCAAAAUCUGGCCACUUCUCCUCGUGCAAUACUUGGCAGCUACCGCAAGAAGAGGAAUUCAACAGAUAUGGAUUCUGUUGAUGACCCCAGCUCUCCAAGGAGGAAGAGUCGUCGCUUGUCAAGUUGCAGCUCAGAACCCAACACACCCAAGAGUGCUGCUAAGUGCGAGGGAGACAUAUUUACCUUUGAUCGAACGGCAGGAGAGACAGAUGACAUUUUAGGUGAACUGGACCGUGUACCAUACUCCCUACGCCGCACAUUAGAUCAGCGCCGGGCACUUGUCAUGCAGCUCUUUCAGGAGCAAGGUUCCUUCUUCCCAUCAGCCCAGGCUACAGUUGCUUUCCAGGCCCGCUACUCUGAUACUUUCCCAACUAAAGUGUGUUUGCAGCUAAAGAUUCGUGAAGUGAGGCAGAAGAUUAUGCAGACUGCCACACCUGGUGGUUCAGAGGUCACAGGGAUAGGAGGAGCAUUCAGUGGUUCAGAUUCUGCUUGUGCACCGGGACCAUCCAAUCCUGUAAGCAGUGAAGAUGUCGUGGCUGAGGUAGAUGAAAAGGGCUGCGAGUGGGAAAAGCUUAAGCCUGGCAUGGAUGAAUCACAGGAUCUAAGAUGAAAACUGAGAAACAGGGUAGACGUGCUAGAAUGUGGGAAUGGGCAGUUGGCAGAUUUAAGAAGUCCACUGAAACAUACAGCACUUGCAUGUUUUUUGUUGAAUUUAUAACCAAUUGUGUGAAUUUUGAUUUUUGUUUCCACUUGUUUUCACAUUAUUACUUUCCUGUCAGUGGACUCGAUUUGUGUCGAGGUGACAAUUUUACACAGACUGACCAACACAAAUAUAUUUCAUGCAAGUACAGAAAGAUUUACUUUCUUAUUUGGCACAAGCACCUUUUCAACAAAAGAUCCAGCUGCACACAAACAAGUGCACCAGUUAGAUGUUCUGUCACUUGCUUUAGUUUUGAAGCCCCUUUACAGUGGCACCUAAGACAGCAUUCUGCACAAUUUUGUAUUUUUUUUUUGCCUGGCAUAAAAAAGACUCAUUUGAAGGAAAUCAAUGGGAAACAAGCGCGCUUGCACUUUGAUUUGUGAGAGACUAAAGACAGAACCAUGUGGCCAGAAAAUGAGUUGUCUUUUGUGCAAUGAAACAUGCCCAUUUUGUGGGGAAACAGGCUCAGAAUCAAACCUUCCAAAAGCAACAAACAGAAGACUUUCUCACUUGCAUCUGAGCAGAAAAGCAAAAGCUAUAGUGACUGCCAAAACAGCACAACCACAAAGAAACCAAUACAAAACACAAACUGAAGGGGGAGUGGUGUGGAACAUCAUUAGCAUGAAUAAUGGAAAAAAAAACACAUUGUCUCUCUCACUCUAUGAAUUCAUGCUCUUUUUCAUGUGUAGUUGUUGUGUCGUAUUGAUGGAAAAUUAUACCCCGCUCCCAUCGCCCCCCUCCCUCCAAAUAGCUUGCUCUUCUUUUGUCUACUCUAGUGGCAUUUCUAGCAUAGUCAGUCUAUCAUCCAAUCAGUCUAUCCAUGCCUUGGGGCAGAACAAAGGACUGUUUUAACUGAUUAUCCGAAGCUCUUGUUCUCAUGCCUCUAUCUCUGGCCUUUCCUAAACUCUACCCCUCACUGUAUAUAACCAUGAUGGCUCAGGGGCUUAAGGCUCUUUGCUCCCCCACCCCAUCCCUCUUUGAAAUGUUUUUAUCAGAUGUUUGCACAAUAUGUGGUCCUGGACCACACUUUAAAUCAGGAAAGUGUUUGUUUUUCAAGAUAUGUAAAAAGAAACUAACCAACAGCAGUUCAGUUUAGUUUUAUUUCAUUUUAUUUCUUUCCUUCUGUAGCAUAUAGUUUUAGUUUUAAAAAAGACCUUUUUUUAACAUAUUCUUUUCUGCUUCUUCUUCUUAAAUUGUUUCCUAACUUGUUUGGAAAGUGCCCCUGAAGGGCUGGUCUAGAAUUUGUAAACUAUGGAUGAUUCUUAAACAGAAUUAUGCAAAGGGAAAGACCUGAGACCAGCGCUAAGGUGGCAUUUCUCAGGAUCUCCUUUUUAUUUUAGCUGCCACAUCUUUCAUUGGUGCAAUAGGACUGUGUUGAUGGGAAGUUUCUUUAGAUUUUAGAUGAGUGACCAGUUUUUGUGCCAUAGAUAUUUACUGUUAAAAGGAUACAGGUGUUACAGUUGAUAUAUACAGGAAAAAAAGACAUUUCAUUAUAAUAACAUAAUAUAAUAAUUGAGUGUUAAAAAAAUAAUCCAAACAAACUAUCCAAGUAUUUGGGCCUCAUUUAUCAAGUCAGAUUUAUUUAGAAAUACUUCCAAAGUAUUUACAAGAGAAAUCUGAUAUUAAUAAAAAGAAUAUUUGGAUCCUAGGAAAGCUCCUAAGAAAGUUUGUUUGAAAGAAAGUUUGUGAAAAUGUACUGACUAAUGUAAAAUCGAAUGGGAUAAUAUUCUAUACAUGUCUGACUUUUUAGAAAAACAAACCCAUAAAUAAAUAUAAAUAAGACCAGUCAUUAAAAUCUUCAUUGUCAUGCCAAAGCAUUUUUUUUCACACCUCACUUACUUUACAUUUAAUGGACAGAUUGUAAAUCAUGGAUGAUUCUUCAAAAGAAUUAUGCAAAGGGAAAGACCUGAAAAACGCUGUUUGAGGAGCUACUGCACUGCUGAAUAAAAUUUGUAUUAGAGUAGGCAUUAGGCAAUAUCAUUUGCUCUUCUGCCUCUGAGAAAUAGCUGAUUAUGAUAAAUGAGGCCCAAUUAAUGUACUGAUAUUUUAAUACUUCCUAGUCUUCACUUAUAUACUUAGACACUCAGUGGAAAUGUUAUUAGUAAUGCUUAAACACUUUUCACUUGUGUAAUUAUCCAGUCAUCCUAUCAUGUGGCAGAUAUAGGUCAAUAGAUUCACAUUAAACGUCAAAUCAGUAUGGCAUUGUUGUUGGUGUUUCAUGGGCUAGUUUGAGUAAUUUAGAAACUUCAUAUUUCCUGGCAUUUUCUCUCUCUCUCUCUCUCUCUCUCUCUCUCUCUCUCUCUCUCUCUCUCUCUCUCUCUCUCACACACACACACACACACACACACACAGUGGUUUUCUGCCAUUGUAGCCCAUUCUCAUCAAAGUUUUAUUUAUUAUUUGUUAUGAGAUGCUUUUCAGCUCACCAAAGUUGAAAAGAGUAGUUGUUUCCUUCCUUUUAGUGUGUAAAUCUCCCAGGUAUUAAUAUCCCAGGAGACCAGCAACGGUCAUGCCAAUUUAUGUGAAUAUAAACUAUAGGUUUUGAUCUGCAUCUACAGGAUUAUGUACAUUGCACUGCUGCCACAUUAUGGGCUGAUUGUAUAUUUGCACGAAUGAGCAGGUAUUUCUGAUAAUCAUUUCCAUAUAUAUAUAUAUAUAUAUAUAUAUAUAUAUAUAUAUAUAUAUAUAUAUAUAUAUAUAUAUAUAUAUAUAUAUAUAUAUAUAGUGUGUGUGUGCGUGUGUGUGUGUGAGCGAGCGUAUCUAAUGUUACCGAAUAUGCACCUUGGCAGAUCAGACUUGCCCCUAAAUGCAAAUGCAACCCCAUACUAGAAGACUGUUAGGCCUGGGAACUGGUUAUUAAUGUCUUAUUAAUAAGAAGAUUCUCAAGUAUACAAAAGGUUACAUUUGGCACUUAACUCAUUCAUUCCCCAGGAUCAGAGAAAUGCUUGCACACACAUGCACACCUCUACAUGUACGUGUGUUUUCACCAUUUGAUUGUGUAUUGAAUAAAUUGUCUUUAUCUGACUUCGAAGGAGGACAUUUUGGUUGAGAAUGAUGAGCGUGAGCUCAUAAGCAGGCAUGUUGAUCAUGUGCAAUAUUUCUAAACAAAAGAAUAUUGAAAAUAUUAAAGACUUAACACAGUA
This is a messenger RNA of Silurus meridionalis, 10946 nucleotides long. It is a transcript of the gene cica, whose product is annotated as capicua transcriptional repressor a. Gene Ontology annotation, cellular component: nucleus. Gene Ontology annotation, biological process: regulation of transcription by RNA polymerase II. Gene Ontology annotation, molecular function: DNA-binding transcription factor activity, RNA polymerase II-specific; RNA polymerase II transcription regulatory region sequence-specific DNA binding. The record is from RefSeq and is a predicted model, not a curated record. Lineage: Eukaryota; Metazoa; Chordata; Actinopteri; Siluriformes; Siluridae.